GUAUCGUGCGAAGCGUCGUGCGAAGCGUCGCGGGACUCUUCUUCGUCUCUCGGCUCUCGUCGCACGCGCUUCGGAAUGCUCGUUAAAAGAUCUAUUGAAAAAAAUGCGUUUCCUCGGUGAAGCCAAGUGCACCGCCGCAAGUCAACCUCGUUUUCGUCGCACGAAUGGCGUGCCUUAAUCGAUCUUAAACCCUGACCGGAUCAACAUAAACUCGAGUGUGAUCAAUGACCUAACCUGCUACCCACAGUGAAGUUCUCAACGAAAAUCGAUCGAGGGAAUUUUCCAAGAAUGACCCAACGACAAGAACACCGAUAACGAGCAGAGGCCGGAGAAUCAAGAAUUUGUGGGGAUCAUGGGAAGCUCGAUAUCCACGAAUCUCCAUCCGGAAUGACUGUUCAUUAUUUGUUGCUGAAAAGAGAACAGUGAAAAUGUCCGGGAUGCCAAGUGGAGCGUUAUCAUUGAUAAAUCUCCUUUCCGGGACGAGCGAUGGGAAAGUCUGAGAGCGAGGCCGGAUAUCACGAGGGGUGUGGAAGUUGAAGCGAUCUUCAUCAUGUCGAACAACACCAACGAGACCGAGGACGACUAUUUCCUGGACUACGACGUCAACGAGUCAUUGAGCCACUUCGACUGGGCCGAGCUGGGCCCCGUCCUGGUCGUCUACACCUUAACUUUCUGUCUGGGACUCGCUGGGAACGUCGUAAUCAUCGCCUCGACCCUCUGCCCGCGUCUGCGCCCUCUCCCGGCGACGCCGACGAACGUCUUCCUCGGAGGAUUGGCCAGCGCCGACCUCCUGCUCAUCCUCUUCUGCAUACCGGUCAAGAUAGCGAAGCUUUUCUCCUAUACAUGGACUAUGGGGCUGUUCUUAUGCAAGUCGGUGCACUACAUGCAAAGCGUCUCGGCCAUAUGCUCGGUCUUGACUCUGACGGCCAUGUCGAUCGAGAGGUACUACGCGAUAGUCCAUCCGAUGAGAGCUCAGUAUACUUGCACGAUAAGCCAGGCCAGGAGAAUAGUGACCAUGACUUGGGUGCUGUCCUUCCUCUUGGCCAUCCCCAUCGUCUUCACUCAGACGCACAAAGAAGUCGGCCAGAGGUACUUGGCGUACUGGUGCGUAAGGGAUUCGGACUCGGAGACGCUUUGGAGGCUCCACGAGGUUUACAUGCUCCUUCUGGUGCUGGUGGUGCCUCUGAUCGUGAUGGCGUUUUGCUACACCGCCAUUUGUUGGGAAAUAUGGCGCGUCAUGAAGCGUCGAUACCACAUGACGUCACGACGCGCGCUUAACCCCAAUUGCAACGAUGCCGAGUGCAUACCCAUGAACCAAAGACAUUCCAGUUCACGUAAUGGACGUCGAAGCCGUCGCGACGACAGUCAGACGGAGGAAGAGUCCCGCACUAUGAAGCAGGUUGUGAAGAUGUUGGUAGCAGUGGUGGUCCUCUUCGCAAUCUGCUGGAGCCCGAUGCUCAUCGAUAACGUCCUCACGGCUUACGGCGUCAUACCGAGGAUCAAGUCCAGCACUUUUAAGCACCUCAACACAGCUUUCCAGCUUAUGGCUUACUUCAACAGCUGCAUCAACCCGAUCGUCUACGGAUUCAUGUCGAAGCACUUCCGGGAGAGUUUUUUGUCGGCGGCCUGCGGGGGGUUUUGGUAUUGUUGCCCAAGAAAAGGGUACAGGGCGCCAGUCAAAAGACACCCCAGCCUCAGUCAAACCAGAACCACCAGCGUCAGGUGGACUUAGCUCUUACUGGGAUUAAGGGCGUCAACGAGGAUCGCAUAAGAUGUCCUGUGGAUGUUGGUUCGAGCACGUAACGAGCACGCAAUUGUGUAAAAUAUGUUUAACUUGGCAAGAUUGCAUGUUUCACCCAGAUUUCGUGGGAACCGAACGCCGGGGAUGUCGCUCUGUAUAAUAUCAACGAUAAUUGCGAAUUGUAUUAAUGCCUGCGGAACAAAGUAUCGUUAAGCGAGGCUUAGGACAUUUUAUGGUAAUUGAAGUGACGUCACUCGCCGAGCCGGCGUCGAAACUGAGAAGAGAUUAAAGAUCAUUGCCGGUGGUGUUUUCUAUGUUAUGGACAAGGAAUUUUGCUUUAUUUAUUACCCUUUCAACCGAAGAACAAAGUCAACGCUACUGAGGAACGUCGAAGGCGAGUGAAAUGAAGGAGUGGAACUUUAUUUAAACGAAUUCUCGCACAGGAUUAGGCGAAUCAUUUGUUCGUAACAUUUCAGACUUUUUUAAGACUCGCUGUGUACAUAAAAGAAAAAGAAACACUAACACUCAUUUUUUACAUAUCUCUGUACGUAAUAAACAUUUUAUUCCGGGGAUUCGAGCGCUAUGUAUAGAUUUUAGGAUAACCGUUAUUACGUACUGUCUAUUGUUAAGGACUUUAUCCGGCGCAAUUUCGACACUUUAAUAUUUUAAUAUUUAUUCCAUAAGACCCUUCGGAAAGACUUUUCUCGAAAUAAGAGGCCGAUUUAGAAAGAGUGAUUCGUUUAAAAUGUUAAACACUGUCGACUCGCAGUUGG
Orussus abietinus is the source of this 2514-nucleotide messenger RNA. Its product is annotated as QRFP-like peptide receptor. Gene Ontology annotation, molecular function: neuropeptide Y receptor activity; peptide binding. The record is from RefSeq and is a predicted model, not a curated record. Gene Ontology annotation, cellular component: membrane. Gene Ontology annotation, biological process: G protein-coupled receptor signaling pathway. The coding region runs from base 551 to 1732 and encodes 393 amino acids. Lineage: Eukaryota; Metazoa; Arthropoda; Insecta; Hymenoptera; Orussidae. The transcript is spliced from 10 exons.